UAUGUACAUGAGCACUGAAAACAUGAGAAUUUGAAACUUUCUUUGAUUUUGCGUUUUCUGUGCAUAGAUUUUAGAAGCUAAUGCCAAUUUAUGACAAACCUACCUCAUUUUUUAAUAAAUGAAUUUAUUCAAAGUUUGUGACAUUUUUAAAGUUCUGCAUAGUCAUUAAAAAUGUCGAAGAAAAGGCCAACUGAAGCUUCUUGGGAAAGUGAUGAAGAUCUCCUAGGUGAUGGAUCAAGUGUCAGUGCUUUCUCAUCUAAAAUGCAAGGAGAUGUAACGAUUGAAGAUAUUGAUGAAGAUGCUCUUCUGAUGGAAGAAGAGGAAAAAAGCAACAAUUUUUCCUUUCAAAGUCAAGAUGAGAUUAUAGAAAGAGUUGACUUAGGUAUAUCCAGUGAAAACUGUGCUUUUGAUGACACUGCCAACAGCCAGGAGCUUGAUUAUAAUGAUGAAGGUGAGGAGGCGCCAGAGUUAGAAGUUUAUGAUGACGAGAUAGAAGACCCUUUGUUUGUUGGUGAACAGCCUAAUGAUACAACAUGUAUAGCUCAACCUUCACAACCUAUAUCAUACACACAAGAGAGCCACGCUGAUGACGAUGAUGAGGAGGAAGAAGAAGAUGAUGAAGGGAAUACGAAAAAAGAUAGAGGACGAUUUCAAACGGAGAGGAAAACUAUAUCACUUGUGUCAACACAUACUAAAUCAUCAGACAUUCCAGAUAGUCUUGAAAUAACAAAAGAAAUGCAAGAAGAAAUAGAUUCCUUUGAGAAACAGAAAGGUAGAGGAAAGUUUCAUAACAAAGGACAACGUGGAGGUUUACGUACAAGGGGACAGCGUCAAAUGGGUAAUCAACAGCAGCAACAUCAACAACAACAACAUCAACAAAGAUUUCAAGCGCCAAUGAAUAGAGGAGGUCCAAGACAAAGGGGUCCAAAUUUUGGCAAUAGAUCUCCAAUGUUUCAAGGUGCUAGAAAUGCAAAUCCCAACAACAUGAGACCUAGAGGACCAAACAACAUGAUGAGGCCACAGGGACCACAGCAAGGUCAAUUUCAACAAGGGCAGUUUCAGCAGGGGCAGUUUCAGCAAAGAUUCAGCUCUCGCCAAUUGGGACCAAGCCCUGGUAUGAAUAAUGGAAGGCCAAGAUUCCCACAUGAAAUGAUGCAGCAGAGAGGCCAUCGAUCCAGCCAAGCUGGGCAUGGUAUUCAAAUGCCACAACCCUUGCUGUCUUCUACACCACAGAAUACCCAAGUUUACCAGGAGUCUCCCCAGUUUAUCCAGCCUGUGGGGGAGCAGACCCAGUUUCAUCAGCCCCAGCAUAACCAGCCUCAGCACAGUCAACCCCAGCCCUUAAUUCCCCUCAGUCAGCCCAGCAGUGGAGCAAAUAUACAUGUAAACCCUAACUUUCAAGGGUCUCUGCCACCAGAUAUCCAUUCUCAACAUAUACCUCAGAGUGCUCCACAGCCAUUGUUUAGUCAACCACAACCAGUACAAAAUUUUCAGACUGGUAACCAGGCAUGGAUGGGUCAGACACAACACUCCAUGCCAGCACAAGUGAACUACACAUCCUCGCCCCACCCAUCACAAGUACAACAACAACAACAUCAGAUGAUGGCUACUGGACAGAGACCAGGAAUACUUGGCUCGCCACCUCAAGGUCUAAUGCAGCAUCGACCACAGCAUCAAGGAAAUGCUCCGCCACAGCCUCAUAAUGUUAACCAAGGACAGCCUAGACAAAUGUUUAACAAUCAACAAUACCAGCCCCGCCCCCAGAAGUCCAACGUCAGACCAGUUACACAACGUCUCGGCCCACAGGAGCCUAAUGUUAGACCAGUUACACAACGCCUUGGACCUCAGCAGUCAAAUGUUAGACCAGUAACUCAACGUCUAGGUCAGGUACCUGGUCUAAAUCAAGGCCCACAGAACCCAACACAACAAACAAGGCAGCCAAGACCUUUUGUAAAUCAAAACCCGAGAGGUCCAAGACCAGCCAAUCAAAAUAGAGCGCAGUUAACACAAAUGAGGCCAAGGGGGCCUUCACCGGGAGCAAGAAACCCGCAGAUGGGACAGCCUCGCUUUCAGGCGCCUCAAGUUCUGUCAUCAGGGCAAGGCCAAGGUUUUAAUCCCAAACCGGUUAAUCUAGUGAGCCCUGUGAAGAAGGAACAAGAGAUUGAUCCAGAAAAAGCCAGAAAGAUACAGGAGCUAGAGGAAAAGAAAAGGCAAAGAGCUGAAAGGUUCAAGGACAAUGUUCCAGUGAACGAAGCAAAUCUCGUCAACAAAAAAGUUAUAAUAUCAAGGGCACAGAAACGACCAUCAGGGGACCCUCCCAAGGAAUCUGAGGAAGUCUCGCCUGCUAAGACGAUUAAAAUAGAAAGAUUAGGAAGUAAUAUAACUGUCAAAGAAGAAAUUAAAACUGAAGCUGAGGAGGAAAUGGAUGCUGAUACGGCAUUGAAAAAAGCAUUGGAGGAACAGAAACGUCGCAGAGACCUUAUACUUAAAGCCAAAGAGGCCAAAAGACUUUUGCUCGCUAGCAAACGAAGACAAAAUCUAGUCGUCAAGCUGGCACAAGAAGGGAAAACUUUAGCAGAUGUGAAAUCACCAGCCAGUGGUAAUGAAUCUUCAGGUGUGAAUCAAAACAAUCCUAGUCAAGUACAGCAUUUUCAAGGUCAUCAAUUGCAAGGUAAAGGUCAACAGUAUAAUCAAGGUCAACAUAUGCAUAUGCAAGGUUAUGAAGGCCAAGGACAUAUGCAUAACCAACAGCAGGGUGUUCAACAGCAACAGUUUAAUACAAAUAUACCUAAAAGAGGUAUGAAUAGAGGUCAUAUAUCAAAUAGAGGUCAUAUGUCAAAUAGAGGUCAAAAUGUGAACAGAGGUCAAGGUAUAAGACCUCAAGGACAACCCAUUAGUGUUUUAGGUCAAAGUCAACCGACAAUGUCUUCUCAUCAAGUUGGCCGAGGUCGUGGAAAUGUCAAAGGUCGUGGUGUGCCAAAACAAAGUAAUAUUGUACAAUUACAACAAGUAGAACUACAUGAGAAUAUUGAUUAUGAAAGUUAUGACAGUCAAUUUGGAACUGAAAGUUCCGGAAACAGGACAGUAUUACCACUAUCAAUGGGAUCCCGUCAAGUGGUGGGGAUGAAUAGUAUGGGGGCAUCGUCACAGGUAACUCCAGAGAGGAAAGUCAUGGAGAAAAAAGAAGUUUUUUCACCACAAAGGAGGAUUGUACUGGAUUCUAAACAGUCAUCUUCAGUAUUAAUUAAAGAUUUACCAGUCAAAGUUGAUCUGGGAAAGAUAAGCAAACGAUGUUCAGAGUAUGGUAAAACUAAGGUGUUCAACUAUAAAGCAGAAGAAAAAAGUAUAGUGGUACAAUUCAGUAGUCCAGCAGAGGCUGCUGCUUUCCUCAACAAAAGUUUCAGGUUUAUGGUUGAUAUGAACUAUUGUAAUGCUGUUGCAAUACCAGAUAAUUACGUUUGAUGAUGACAGUAGAAGGUUUCCAAAUACAGAUAGGAUAUAGGAUAAAGAAGAAGUUAAUUCAUUGUAAAUGAUGAACUGUCAUGUUUGUUAAAUGGAUUAAGAAAUUUGACAGGACAUUUACAGAUGAAAGUGUUGUGGAAAUGCUCAGCAGUUACCAAAUGAAAUGGAUAGCUGCUUCGUUCUUUUGAAGAAUAUUAAAAGUGAUCUUUAUAUGUUAACAAUAUCAGUAAAAAUCAUAUUUAAAGGAAUUGGAGACAAAGGAUAAGAAUUAAAGCAAAAUAUAAUGAAUUGUUAGAAAGUAUGAAUUUGACUAAAAAUGCUUUAUAAUUGUCUGAGUUUUGAAAUAGUUAAGAACUUGAAGAUAUAGUAUAAAUAUUUGAAAAUACUGUAAGAAAAUGUGAUAUUUUAUACAGUAAUGCAAAAAAUAUAAAAAUUACAGAGACCAGACAUACGUAAAACUUUUAGAUACUAGUUUUACUGCAUUCAGCCAGGAAACAUUUGAAACAUGAUAAAAUUGUAGUACAGUGUUCAGUCAGGAAACAGUUUGAAGGCGUAACAAAUUGUGGUACUAUAUUUUGCCAGGAGACAGUUGGAAAAUUUUAGGCAUUGUGGUACUGCAUUCAGUCAGGAAAUAGUUGGAAUGUUUUACAUAUUGUGGUACUGCAUACAGUCAUGAAUUAAUUAGAAAGUUUAACAUAUUUUGAUACUGCAUUCAGCCAGGAAACAUAUGGUACUACAUUAAGCCAGGAAACAGUUGAAAUGUUGAACAUAUUGUGAUAAUGCAUUCAGUCAUGGGACAGUUGAAACAUUUUAUUUAUGCUACUGCAUUCUAACAGGAAACAUUUCCAAGGUUUAACAUAUUGUGGUACUACAUUCAGUCAGGAGUUUAACGUAUUGUGGUACUGCAUUCAGUCAGGAGUUUAACAUAUUGUGGUACUGCAUUUAUUCCGGAGUUUAACAUAUUGUGGUACUGCAUUCAGUCAGGAGUCUAACAUAUUGUGGUACUGCAUUCAGUCAGGAGUCUAACAUAUUGUGGUACUGCAUUCAGUCAGGAGUCUAACAUAUUGUGGUACUGCAUUCAGCCAGGAGUCUAACAUAUUGUGGUACUGCAUUCAGUCAGGAGUCUAACAUAUUGUGGUACUGCAUUCAGUCAGGAGUUUAACAUAUUGUAGU
Molecule: messenger RNA, 4635 nt
Organism: Ruditapes philippinarum (Manila clam)
Lineage: Eukaryota; Metazoa; Mollusca; Bivalvia; Venerida; Veneridae
Product: RNA-binding protein 33-like
Exons: 18
Coding region: 172-3462 (1096 amino acids)
Molecular function (GO): RNA binding
Source: RefSeq, a predicted model, not a curated record